AUGGCUACCACUACAAAAACUCUGUCUACUAGUUCAUCAGCUACUAAAGCUCAAGUUCAAGCUCAAGCUCAAGCUCAAGCUAAUUCUGCUGCCAAUACUAAAAAGCACCUAUCAUUGUUUUCCUUUAUGUCGGCUAGUUCAUCUGAAUCCAAAGAUAAUUCUGAGUCGGUUAAUCCAACUGAUCCUUUACCUGCCUUAAGUACUUCUCCUACUAAUGGUUCUGGUUCUGGUUCUGGUUCUGGUCAAUCUCAAUCUCAGUCUACUGCAUUAUCAGCUUCUUCUUCUCAAGGUGGUGCUCAUUUUGAAACUUUUCCAACUUUAACUGAAGAUCAGGAAUUACAUCCUUCUUUAAUAGAUAAUCCAGAAUGUUGUAUAUUUGAAAGAUCUGUUCAAGAUUCUUGCUGUGUAUUUGAACCAGCUCCUUUAAAUCGUCAACAUUCUAAUUCGAUUAUUUCUACAAACUCAAAGUCUGGUAAAAAACCAAGAUCUUAUAAUUCUUCUAUCUCACUUAAUCAUUUUAAGUCUGAAGAUUAUAUUCCUCCUGCCUUGGAUGCAACUACUUCAUUACUUAAUGAUAAAAAUACUGAUUUAGAUGAUGUGGAAUUAAUUUAUUCUAAUCGUCGUAAUUCAUCAGUAAUUGGUUUAAAUAUGGCAUUAGGUAGACCAAUUAGUCCAUCUCGUAAAAAUUCAGUAUACUCAUUGAAUUCUGCAAGUAAUGGGAAUUUACCACCAUUACAAACUGAUCAAUUCAAUAAUUCAACUACAAGUCCUCCAGGUCCUCAUCAAAUACAUUCACCUGUAUCACCACCUAAGUUGACUCCAUCAAAAUCUUCAGUUAACUUUUAUAGUUAUGCUGAUAUGUUAAGUAAUGAUGAAUUUGCUAGAAGACCUUCAAUUAAGAGUUCACUCUCCCAAGGAGUUGUCCCUACUAGUAAUACGAAUUUCACCAGAAAUCCUUCAUUUAUUAAACAUCGUAAUCCAUCCACUUCUUCACAAUUAUCAUCACAAUUAUUUAAAGAGAAGAAGGCAUCUCAGCAAUUAAGAUCUCAAUCCAUGAAAUCUAAUUCUACGAAUCCCACCAAUAAUAUUACUAGUUCAUUAAAUAAAUUUUUAAUUUCACCUGAAUCUUCAGAUGAAGAAAAUGAUUAUAGAGAUAAACUUUUACCACCACAAGCUCCUGCCACAUCAACCACCACUAACUCUGUAGCUUCGAGUCAAUCCCCAAGAUACAAGAGAAAGUCUGUAUCUUCAACCACAUCAUCUAAUCAUAGUUAUUCUGCCCCUAUGUUUAAUGAUAAUGAGAGCUUAAUCUCGACCUCAAUUGGUGAUUGUAUUCGACAAUCUACCACGGAAAUCAAUGGUCACUAA
This is a messenger RNA of Scheffersomyces amazonensis, 1368 nucleotides long. RefSeq names its product beta-1,6-N-acetylglucosaminyltransferase. Lineage: Eukaryota; Fungi; Ascomycota; Pichiomycetes; Serinales; Debaryomycetaceae. The transcript has a single exon. The record is from RefSeq and is a predicted model, not a curated record. Bases 1 to 1368 code for a protein of 455 amino acids.